CCGGCGCGCGCGGGAAAGAUGGGUGACAGUCGCCGGCGAGAUGUUCAAGCGGACGGUCGCGAUCGUAGCCGUGGCGCUCGCCGCCCAGGUUUUAGGACAACUGCGUGGAGGUGGUGGGUUCACAUGCCCAGAAAAGAAUGGACGAUUUCCAAGUCCACAGCAGUGUGAUGCAUAUAUUGAGUGUGAAGAAGGUGUUGCAACAGAAAAACUAUGUCCAGAUGGACUCCUUUUUAAUCCAAAGGCACGUUUCUUCGCAUAUCCCUGUCAGUAUCCUGUAAAUGUUGACUGUGAAGGAAGAUCAGCUCUACAGCCACCACAACCAACAGAGGACUGCCCAAGGCAGUACGGCUACUUCCUUCGCGGUGAUACUUCAAAUUGUGGCAAGUUUGUUAACUGUGCCGCUGGUGUUGGAUAUGAAUUUGACUGCCCGGAAGGCCUAGCAUUUAAUGCAGAUACCCUUCUUUGUGAUUGGCCCGACCAAGUGCCAACAUGCGAUGCAGAAGCCUUCCUUGGUUUUCGGUGUCCUGAACCAAAUGGGAGAUAUGAUGACUUCCAGUUCUUUAGAAGUCCAGCAGAUUGCCAGAAGUAUUUCAUAUGUGUCAAUGGUCGACCUCGUCUGUACAGCUGUGGUGACGGAGAUGCAUUUAAUGAAGAGUUUGGAGGCUGUGAUGGUAUAGAGAAUGUCACAGCAUGCAACAACCAGCAAAAUCUUCGUCUCGCAACAACGACAGUAAAACCAAUAGGACUGCCAACACAGUAUCAAUACAAGCAGGGCUAAAUUUCUAUGUGACAAAUCUUCCAUCAAGCAUUCAUCAACAUGGCACAAUGAGCCAUUAUAAACAUCCUGUUGAUUUGGGAAUCACUACAAACAUUACUGAUUAAACAUCAAUAUGUAACCAUUGUGUAUCAAGAUCUCUACAUAUUGAAUAAAUUUAACACAAUAUAAAUGGUAUUUCAAUUUUUUAUAUAUAAUUAGUGCUGAUUUUUAUCUUGCAAUACAUGAGCAUGCAUGUUCUGCAAAGCAAAUGAACAUAAAUCUGUGGCCCAAACUAAAACUGGACAUACUGUACAUAUGUCAAAAUUAAACUGUAACAUGUAUGGUGAUAUCAUAAUUUAUUGAAUGGUGAAUAUAAACAUUAUUUCUAUGGUUGUAUAGUGUCACACAGUAUUAAGACUAUGUACUAUAAGAAAUGUUAUUUGAUGUCCACAAUAAAACAGCAUUUUCCAAGUGAUAA
This is a messenger RNA of Schistocerca gregaria, 1235 nucleotides long. RefSeq names its product protein obstructor-E-like. NCBI's taxonomy places the organism in Eukaryota, Metazoa, Arthropoda, Insecta, Orthoptera, Acrididae. Gene Ontology annotation, cellular component: extracellular region. Bases 41 to 778 code for a protein of 245 amino acids. Gene Ontology annotation, molecular function: chitin binding. The transcript has 5 exons. The record is from RefSeq and is a predicted model, not a curated record.